This is a messenger RNA of Leptomonas pyrrhocoris, 1254 nucleotides long. RefSeq lists its product as hypothetical. The transcript has a single exon. The record is from RefSeq and is a predicted model, not a curated record. The coding region runs from base 79 to 1254 and encodes 391 amino acids. NCBI's taxonomy places the organism in Eukaryota, Euglenozoa, Kinetoplastea, Trypanosomatida, Trypanosomatidae. Gene Ontology annotation, cellular component: nucleus; cytoplasm.
GUUUUACGUCGCCCAGUUUCUCUUCCACCGUUACCCCCCCCCCCUUCCCCAGACACGCCCGCACACACACACGCAGAGAUGAGCGCGCGCAAGUUUGUGAGCGAGUACGUCUCCACCCACCUGAACGGCCUCACCGUGCUGGCGAACCUCGCGGAUCGCCCCUCCAGUAGCGGCAGCGGCAACUCCAAACCGGUGAUCUGCACGCACAAUGGCAGCUUUCACUGUGAUGAGGCGAUGGCCUGCGGGCUGCUGCGGCAGCUCCCGCAAUACCGCGACGCCGCCGUCCUGCGCACCCGCGACCCGAAGCAGAUCGACGCGUGCGACAUCGUGGUGGAUGUCGGCGCCGUGUACGACGCGGAGAAGCUGCGCUUUGACCACCACCAAGCCAGUUUUCACGGCACCAUGACGACCCCGAAGGGGACCUACCAGACUCGUCUCUCCUCGGCGGGUCUGGUGUACAAGCACUACGGCCGCCGCAUCAUUCAGCAGUACAUCGAGGACGCCUUGAAGUCGUCGUCCCCUGUGCGGGCUGCCGUGCUGGCCAUGACGAACUGGUCCGCGACUCGCACGACCAUGACGGAGCAGGAGCUGGAUGUGCUGGAGGACGCCCUCUACGCCAACUUUGUGGAGCAGGUGGACGGGAUCGAUAACGGUGUGGAGUGCUGGGGACUGGUGGACCCCGCCGUGGGGCAGCUGCGACAGAACUACAAGCAGUCCACAAACCUGUCCCAGCGCAUCGGCCAGCUGCAGUCCUACUGGAACGAGCCGGACAGCGGCAGCGUGGUCGCCGAGAACGCUGCCUUUGCGGUGGCGGUGGAGAUGGCGGCGACGGAGUUCUUCGAGGCCCUGACGUACCUGGCCUUCUCCUGGCUGCCGGCGCGUGCUAUCGUUGCGGCUGCCUUCGCGGCCCGUCACACCUUCGAUGCGAGUGGCAAGAUCGUGGUCUUCGAGGACAAGAUGUGUCCGUGGAAGGAUCACCUGUUGGAGCUGGAGGGGGAGCAGCACUGCGUUGGGGCAGUGCUGUACGUGGUGUUUAGCGAUGGCAAAGGGUGGCGUGUGCAGGCGGUGCCGAAGACCAGCACCAGCUUUGAGAACCGCAAGCCGUUGCCCUUCCGCGGACUCCGCGAUGACGACCUCAGCACCGCCGCGGGCAUCGACGGCGGUGUCUUUGUGCACGUGUCCGGCUUUAUUGGUGGCAUGAAGACGUACGAGGGCGCGAUGGCCCUGGCGAAGAAGGCGCUGGUGGUGGAAUAG